AUGGAGUUCCCAGAGAAAAGACAGCGUAGCGACUCCUUGGAGGACCAACCAUCCGACGAAAAUACCGCUUUGUUGAAUUCCAGAGGCUCUUCAAGAUACAAUCAUGCGAAUGAAGAUCUUCCAAAAAAGAACUCGUUCUUUGUUGAAAACUUGGAAUAUACUCCAGAGGAGGAGAAGCAGGUGCUACGGAUAAUCGACCGACGGCUCAUGCCUUGCAUUUUGCUUACGACGUUCGUUCUGAAUAUGGACCGCACGAACAACUCCAACGCCAUCUCAGACAACCUCCCAUUUGAUCUGGGAUUCGACAUAGAUGUGGUCAAUAUUGCAACUGCUAUGCAUUCUGUCUUUUUCGCCAUCGCUUGCCUCACGGGGUCUAUCAUUGCUAAAAUUGUUGGGCCGCAUAAGUGGAUACCCACGUUGAUGUUCUCCUGGGGACUUGUAACUUUAGCCCAUGUUCUUAUUACAGAUAAAUCAGGAUAUCUCACAGUCAUUGCAUUCACCGAAGGGGGUGUUAUUCCGACUACUCUCGUUUAUCUAGGAGGGUUUUACAAAAGUACGGAAUUAGCCACACGUCUUGCUUGGUUCUGGGGAGUGCAGCAUGUAGCGAGCGCUGUGAGUGGGUUAAUGGCCAGCGGGUUGCUGAAGUUACGGGGUUUGGCAGGGCUUGAGGGCUGGAAGUGGUUGUUCUUAGUUGAUGGUAUCAUCACAGUUGUUGUUGCCCUUGGAACCUGGUUUUAUCUACCCCGCGAUCUAACUCGAACGAAAGGUGGUCUGCGCGGCAGAAGCUCUUGGUUAACAUAUCGACAAACACAGAUAGCUAUUACCAGAGUUAUCCGUGACGAUAUAUCAAAGAAAUCAUAUGAAAAAACCGUACAAUGGUCGGAUAUCAAGGACACUUUAACAGACGUUGGGAUCUUGGGACACCUAGUAAUUACCAUGAUCGGUCAAACCCCCAAUACACCCAUGCAUACCUAUCUCCCCACGGUCAUCAAGUCGUUCAACUUCAACGUUUCCGUGGCGAAUGCAUUGACGGCUCCUCCAUACCUGCUACAAGGAAUCUCAAUGGUGCUUGUUAUCCAACACUCUGAUAAAGUACGGGAGCGUGGGUACCAUGGAGCGUUUGGAGCUGGAUGGCAACUUGCUGGUUGGAUUUUCUUGCGAAGCCUUCCAGAUAGUGCGGGAAGGGGGAUCAAAUAUCUCGCUGCUGUCAUUGUGGCGUCGUGGCCAUCUACACAUCCGCUAAAUAUUGCUUGGAUGUCGGAGAAUACAGGAAGUAUUGGCAAGCGUACUGUUGCAUCUGGGUUGGUCAUUGGCGCAUCCAAUAUUUAUGGGGUUUGGGGAUCGCAGAUAUAUCGCGCGGAUGAUGCGCCUUACUUCAAACGAGGAAAUUUAAUCAACAUCGGUUUCGCUGGUACCGCGUUUCUUCUGUGGUUCAUCCAAAAAGGCCUCUACCAAUAUCGCAACGCUCGUAAUGCAGCUAAACUCCGAGCAUUGAGUGAGGCUGAUUUGGCUCGAGAGGAAGAGCUUAGGGUAUCGAAAGGAAACACAAGCCCUCUCUUCAAAUUUACUACUUGA
Molecule: messenger RNA, 1575 nt
Organism: Psilocybe cubensis
Lineage: Eukaryota; Fungi; Basidiomycota; Agaricomycetes; Agaricales; Agrocybaceae
Product: putative transporter
Exons: 10
Coding region: 1-1575 (524 amino acids)
Biological process (GO): transmembrane transport
Cellular component (GO): membrane
Molecular function (GO): transmembrane transporter activity
Source: RefSeq, a predicted model, not a curated record